Messenger RNA from Mus musculus (house mouse), 10110 nucleotides. RefSeq names its product predicted gene, 46345. Lineage: Eukaryota; Metazoa; Chordata; Mammalia; Rodentia; Muridae. The transcript has 2 exons. Bases 5810 to 6763 code for a protein of 317 amino acids. The record is from RefSeq and is a predicted model, not a curated record.
CUGUGCUUAUUGUUGUGUGUGUGUGUGUCAGCUGGAAGUGUCACGUGAGAGUGAUUUUAUAUUGCUAAUGGGUCUGUGUGUGAUUUAGAUAUGACCAUCCACCUAGGUGCUGUCCGUACACACUGACACUGGGAAUAGAUGUCUGUGCUUCAGGGUUGGUUGCUGUUCCAGGAGCACUGCACCCGAGGGCUUCUGAGAGGGGAGGUCUCUGCUCUCGUGUGAGCCACACCACUACAAGCAUGGGAGUGACUUGCUUCCAUCCUACUGUCUGAUGUUGGGGGCGUGCAGUGUCAUCAACUGCCAUGUAGUCCUCUCUGGCAGCAGUGCCGUGUUAGUUGUGUAUCCAUGUGCCCGGUGGGCCUCCACCUGCCAGCCUAGUGCUCCAGGUUCGGGACCUUCAGCAUUUCUGUCAGUCAGUCAGUGAGCGACCUCACUUCUCCCUCAGUUCCCCUGCUCUGUCUGUCACUUUCCUCAUGGUGGUUUCAGGGGAAAACCUCAACUCACGUCACAGAGUGCAUCACUGUUCUGAUGGGUGGCUCCAUCAGAAAGUAGGGUGCCUACUUCUGGAACCUUUUGGUUAGACUUUGCCUCUAUAGGAUUCUGUAUGGUCACUUGUUUCUGUCUCACUUUGAGCCAACCUGUCUUUAUUUUAAAUAUAGUCUGUUUCCCGGUUUUAAAAAAAUGUUUGAUGAAAGGUCUUUUCCCAAAUUCAUUGAAACUUCUCUCUCUCUCUCUCUCUCUCUCUCUCUCUCUCUCUCUCUCUCUCUCUCUCUCUCUCUUUCUCUUUCUCUUUCUCUCUCUCUCCCCCACCUUCCUUGCUCCCCUCCCUCCCUCCUUCCCUCCCUUCCUUUCUUGAUAGGGACUUCUAUAUAGCUCAAGUUGGUCUUGAAUUCUUGACCUUUCGGCCUAAACCUCCCACAUUCUUGGGUUAUAGAUGCCUGCCAACACACAUCUCUUUUAGAUUUUUACAUGGUAUUACUGCAUUUGAGUAAGACGUUCAUGUUGAAUUUCCCUGUCUUAGUUAUUGUUCUGUUGCUGUGAAGAGACACCAUUACAAGGCACCUUAUAAAAAGAAAACAUGAGAGCAUGCGUGCAGUGUCAGAGGGUGAGUCCAUGACCACCAUGGCAGGGAGCACGGUAGCAGGCAGGUGAGCAUGGCCCUGGAGCAGUAACUGAGAGCUUACCUCGUGAAACAGUGGCCAUGAGGCAGAGGGAGAGGGGAAGACAGAAAGGCAGACAGAGAUGCAGAGGCAGAGGGCUAACUUGGAAUGAUAUGGGCUUUUGAAGCUUCAAACCCCAAUUCCAAAAUCAUACUUCUCCAGCAAGGCUACACCUCCUAAUCGUUUUCAGUGAGUUCCAUGUACUGUGGACAAGCACUCAUAUGAAUGACCCUAUGGGAGUCAUUGUUAUUCAAACCAUUACAGAGGUGUUAGUCUGUCUGUUGCUCAGCCUCUGGAGACACAGCUCUCCCAUGUGUCUUCACAUUGCUGUGUGUGAGGUGGCGAAUGUGUUAUACUCCUUCCCUGAUGCCGGAUCGAGCAGUAAUGUAAAUACUGACCCAUGUCAGGUGAGCAGACUCUCCUUACCUCUGAAGGCAACCUGUCUGUAGUCACCUCACUAUGACUGCUGCCUCGGUUUCAUGGCUGCCACAUCCGCUCCAGCCUUCUGCCUUCAAUUUUCUAAUCCAGCCCUCCACUUUCUCUCCUUAUAUGUGUUUGGUUUUGGACGCUGGACAAGGGAAUGAAGUGCAUAUUUUAUAUAGCAAAGCAGACCUGGCCUCCAGGUUCUCCCAGAAUCCCUCAGUCCCUACCUGGCCUACCCUGCCCCCAACCCUGAACUUUCUAACCUAGGGGCUGGACUGCCCUUCCCCUAGACAUUUUGUUCUCUCUCUCUCUCUCUCUCUCUCUCUCUCUCUCUCUCUCUCUCUCUCUCUCUCUCUCUCUCUCUUUCUCUCUUUCUCUCUUUCUCUCUCUCUCUCUCUCCCUCCCUCUCUCCUCUUCCUGUUUUAUAAAAAAGGAGAGAGAGAAUAUGUUUGGUGGAGGUGCAGUCAGGUGUUGGGGAAGGGGGUGGCUCUGCGGGCCCAUGCUGAGGCAUCCCUUCCCCCUGAGUGACUAGCCAAAUGACAGUAUAGCGUAGAAUAGAAUUUAAUCAGGGUAUGGGGAGGGGAGUUGAGAGGAUAGUAGAGACAGUAGAACACAGAGAGAGAAGGAGUAGAGGAGUAGAGGUGGGCCAUGAGCAUGUGGAAAGAGAGGGGAGGGAAAUUUGGAAAGAGGGGGAAGGGAUGAGAAGACAGAGCGUGAGCAGGAAGGCAAGAGAGAGAGGAGGGGCAAGCAGCCCCUUUUAUAGUGAGUCAGGCACACCUGGCUGUUGCCAGGUAACUGGGACAGAACCUAGACUAAAUGCCAACAUCUUCUCUUUUCUCUCUUUUCUGAGCAUAUCCAUCCUUCUCCAGCCCCCCCCCGCCCCCCCCCCAUGACUCCCAUGGCCUCAAUCCUAGGGGCCAGUGAAUUUGCCCAAGAGCAGCUUCUCAAUAAGCCUGCCUUUAAUAUGAUCUAAUCUGGCAUGAAUUGGCUCAUUUCAUUGGUGGAAAAAUAACCUAUCAAUAGGGAGAUUGUGGUCGUUCAUGCUUGAAGAGAGCCAAGUUUCUGUGCCUAAGACAGUAGUCUCAGGAAAGUAACAUGUAGGCAGGUGGGUGCUCUUUGUGAUUAGCACAAUCAGCUGACCUUGGGAACCUUCAGCUUUGACAGUCCCGCUGCGGGUGCAUGAAGGUGAGGCCUAGUCUAUGUGCAGAGCCAGUUCUUGACCCCAGAGACGCAGCCACAGGGCCUGCUGGUUAUCCAGGGUGCAGGAUCUGAGGUGGUGGGUGCAGAGCUUACUCUGAUGGUAUUGUCAGCACAGGGUUUCUCCAGCUGGCAGCCUGGAACACAUACUGUACACAGUGGUGGCCAGGCAUGGUCACUAUGACAUUCCAUUCAAAAGGCAGAUGGAAAGCAGCCAAAGCCAGUCCAUGGUGAUUUCAAGUGUUCACUCGGUGUCUGUCUGGAGUCCUCAGGACCAGGGUCUCCUGGGCUUUAUUAUCACCUCAGGAUCCACUUUCCUCCCAGGUGAACUCUACUCCUAGGCACACUGAGCUCAAUCGACUCACUGUGCUCACUAUGCUCACUGUGCUCCGUGUGCUCACUGUGCUCUGUGUGCUCACUGUGCUCACUGUGCUCACUGUGCUCCAUGUGCUCACUGUGCUCCGUGUGCUCACUGUGCUCACUGUGCUCACUGUGCUCACUGUGCUCCGUGUACUCACUGUGCUCACUGUGCUCCGGGUGCUCCGUGUGCUCACUGUUGUUAUAGACUCAGUGUCCUAGCCACACUUCCAUGCCAUUCUCCAGGUUGUCCUCAGGUCAGCCUGUUUAGCGUUUGGUGUGUAGAGCUGAGCUUUCCAGUCAUCAUUGUUGUUCCUUCUCUCAACAGCUCUUUCUUCAAUUUAUUGCGCUCUCCUCACAUUUCCACAGUAUCCCAUCUGUUGCUUACCAGUGUUGAGGGACCAGCUUCAUACCGCAGGCCAAGGCAGAGGCAGCCUUGCUGUGUCUUCUGUCAGCAAGGCAGCACUUUGCAGUUCCCACUGGGUUUUGGUUCUUGAAGUAGACUAACCCCUGUUGAAUCUAUACCAUUUCAGCUUAUCUACAUUUCUUUUUAACUUUCUUCCUUAUGUUUCUCAAUUGUUGGGAUUUGGAGCAGCUGCCCAUUGUAGGGGUUUGCUACCACAGUACACAUUGUACACUUUCAUAUCCUCACCACUAAAGAGAUGGGCUUUGGGGCAGCACUGUCUGCUCCCAGGCUCCAGAGUAUAUGCUGGUGGCUUAAUGGGUCCCCUGCUGAGUCCCCUGGCAAGUGUGAGCCCCGAUUGUGGAUAUAAUUCGGUUUCUAGGGCUUCUGGAUCUGAAUGUCUGAUUUGCUGGCUCUCCACUUGGGUCUUACCAGCUCCUCAGGCAUUAUGGUGCUGAUAGUGAUUUGAGCUGUCCUGGCAGCGGUUAGCAACAGCAGCAGAUCGGUGUUAAGGGGAAGUCUUAGUGCUGACUGUGCCGUGUGUAUCACUCUCUUCCAGUUGUGCUGAGUCUUUCAAGGACCGAUGAGAGACUAGCUCUUUCCACUGCAUGUUGAAGGCAGCCUGGCCCACCAUUCAGAAUUCUCCUCAUCUCUCCCUGUCUCUAGGAAGGGUGUAGUUUGACAGCAUGUGAGGCUGAAUUCCAGGAAUGCUGUUUGCAGCUUUGCUCUGCGGGCAGCACUGUUUUCCAGAAUGCCGAGCUCUUCUCAGCGCAGCCAGCAGGGGCUGGUGAACUUGAACUUCUUAGAUUUUUUUGCUCUUUGAAGCUAUGCUUUGUGGUAUACUCAGUCUACUCAAAUGAUCUGUGGUGACAUUCACCAUCAUGGGGACAGGUGCCCAACUCUUCUCUCUAGAUGCCUCUAGAAAACCUUGGCUCUACAGGUCACAGCUCUGCCAUGUCUGACUGCAUAUAACAGCCUUCUCAGGAAGAACUACCCAUUGUACUUUGCAAGUGAAUGCUUAUAUCUUUUUUUUUUUUUUUUUUUUUUGUAUAUGAAGAUUGCCCAUGAACUACUAGGCUUCCAUGUGAUCAUUUGUUAGUGUGCAUGUUUGUAGAGAAGCCCACCUUUUGUGAUAUGGUGGGAGGGGCAGCAUCUUUCAGUCAAGGCUGAGGCUUUCAAGAUGUGUCUCAGUGCACAGCUGGUAGGGAGGACAGGCCUGGAAAGUAGAUUGAUGGUUUGAGGCCAGCAGGCUUUGGGAACCACUUUUUAUCAUUUUGUGUCCUUCGGUCAGUGUCUGUGUAUACUUUUUGCCUGUGUGCUAAACUCUUAGUGGAUCUUACUGAAGAUGGGAGAGAGAACCAUGGGAAGGGAGCUUCUAAGAAGAGAGUUAGACAUGGAAUGCACUUAGACAGGUGUGCCCUUGUGUAAGAAUCUUGGUUUGGACACUGCUGUCAACAGCAGUGCUCAGGUUGUGUCUUAAUUGGGAUAUGCAGGAUCUCCACAGUCACGGGAAGUCUGAGAAUGGUGGCAUCUUGAUGGAUACACAGGUGCUCCAGUGCCUUGAGAGUUCAUGUGGGUGAUAGGAUGGCCUGGUAGUGCAAAUGGCAAACCUCUUUUAGUCAUUGGGAGGAAAGGCAAAGAAGGCCCUUGUAACUCCAGUGUCUCACAGGUCUCACGGGCUGAGUGCUGCUCUUCACUCUUGUCGAGGGGCAAGAACUUGUAAUAAGAUAAAGAAACCUGAGGAUUGUUACCACCAAACUGUGACUCAUCUGUCUUUGCUUAUAUCUCUGCCAGGAUGAAUGUGUAGGCACAUAUUGUCACAGGUUAUCCAAAGGGGUUUGUGCACUGUGGGUCUGUAUUUAGCCAUUGCCUGUAAAGACUAAAAAAAAAGUUUUCAAACUUAGGGUGGUGUUUGAAGAUAGUGAAGAUAGAAAGGCCAGCCCUACCUUUUUGCACUAAUCAGUUUUUUAGCAGUCUUGGGGACUGAAUUCAGGACCUCACACAUGUGAGGCAAAUCUUGUUCCUUUUGAGCUGCGUCCCCAGCCCUUGUACUGAUGACUCCUUAAGGAGCAUGUGCCCCUAUGAGCAAAGGGGAGAUAUUUCCAUAGUAGACAGCACACAGAACUUGUGAGUACUUAGCACAUGGUAUCAAAUUGCUGGUGGGGCCUGAGGACAGUGGUGACAAAUAACAGGUCUUGAUUGUUUGCUCAUCCUAAAAGUGGUGUUAUUGCCAUCUGGAAAAAGUUCAGUCACUCAAGUAAAGGCAGUGAUGAUAUGCACUCACAGAUUUCACUGCCUUUGGUCUGCCAGACCUUUUUGUAGUCUGUCUUUCUCAAAAUAUGUUUUCGGUAGACUUUUAAGCCUUACGAGGAUUUUGCCUCUUGGGCUGCCUUCAUGUUCACUUACAAGGUUCAUGUCCAUCACAAGGUCCAUAUCCAUCCCAAGGUCCAUAUCCAUCACAAGGUCCAUGUCCAUCACAGAUUCAUGUCCAUCACAGGUUCAUGUCCAUCACAAGGUCCAUGCCCAUGACAAGGUUCAUGUCCAUCACAAGGUCCAUGUCCAUCAUAAGGUUCAUGUUCAUCACAGGUCCAUGUUCAUCACAAGGUCCAUGUCCAUCACAAGGUUCAUGUCCAUCACAAGGUCCAUGUCCAUCACAAGGCUCAUGCCCAUCACAAGGCCCAUGUUCAUCACAAGGUCCAUCACAAGAUCCAUGUCCAUCACAAGGUUCAUGUUCAUCACAGGUCCAUGUCCAUCACAAGGUCCGUGUUCACCACAAGGUCCGUGCUCAUCACAAGGUCCAUGUCCAUCACAAGGUCCAUGUCCAUCACAAGGUCCAUGUCCAUCACAAGGUCCAUGUCCAUCACAAGGUCUGUGUCCAUCACAAGGUCCGUGUCCAUCACAAGGUUCAUGUCCAUCACAAGGUCUGUGUCCAUCACAAGGUCCGUGUCCAUCACAAGGUUUUCAUACAGUUCACAGGAGAAGGAAAGCACACAUGCCAGUGAAAAGACUUUGCUGUUUUAUGUAUUUAAGAUUUAGUUUAUCUUUAUGUGUACAUGUGUCUCUGAAUAUCUGCCAUAUGUGUGUGGGUGUCCUUAGAAACCAGAAGAGGACACCAGAGCCUCUGGAACUGGAGUUACAUGCACUUAUGAGCUACCAAGGUAGGUGGGAAUUGAACUCCAGUCUUUUGGAAGAGCAGCAAGUGCUCUCUCUUAUGGCAUGCUGAGCCAUAUCUCCAGACCCAACUAUCCUGCUUUAAAAGCAUUUUUAUUUUUCCGACUUAGCAUGUAUUGUGUGUGUUCAUACUGUCCAUGUGUGUACUGUGUGUAGUAUGUGUUUUAUGGUGUUCUUUUACACAUGUGCACCCAUACAUUGACAUAAGCGUCUGUGUGUGAGUGUGUGUGGUGUGUUCUGCUUUUGCUGAUACUAUCCUUGCUGAUACCCAUGUAGCAGUGAUCUCACAGUCAGUAGAGGGCACCAUUGUCCUGACACUGUGUCCUUGCUUGUGGCCCAUCACAGGGUCCCCACAUUAUGUGUUCUGGUGGCCUCAAUCUUUACUGCUGCUCUGAAUGGCCACAUGCCAUUCCUGAAACCUUCUCUUCUGACCCUUGUAGAAGUGUGCUCUGACUCUCAGACUUUGCAUGCAAGACGUGUCUCAGACUUGGAUUGACUCCUGCCAUCUCCCUUCUUGUGGCCAGGGUACAUUCAUGGGGUUGGCACAGAUCUGUAGAGAAUUUAAUUCCUGACUCCUAAACCACAGGAAUUCAUAGAUGGUUCCUCAGUACUAGGGGCCGUUAGUACUUGGGAUGGCUAGAAUAUGGUAGGUGGUCUGGCCAGAACCUGGAAUGUGGUAUGCCUUCACCCUCUAGAUCUCCAUGUGCACACCUUAUUCAUGAAGCCUUUCUGCAAUGUCAGCAGGAGCUUCUAAAAGGCAGCACAGAACUCUUAGGGCAGCUGUAGCGUAGGGGCCAGAUCCAUAGGGUAGAUCUGGUAUAUCUUUUUCUAGUGUCAACCGUAUUGAUUUUAAGCAAUGAAAGGAUUAUUGAGCCCUGUGACAGGUCUGUGAGGAAGGUGUAGCUGUAGUGUCUAGGACAGAGAGAGGACACACAGCCCCAAUACAGGGUUCCAGAGCAUGUGGUCCAGAGGGACAGACAGAUGUGACCAGCAGCAAUGGUGUGAUUUGAAUGCUGUGUCUUCUCAUGAGGUAAAGGUAACUGCCCACUCUGUGGGUUAGAGGCUGUGAAAUGGUUUUUUCAGAGCAACUGCUAUCACUUGAGCUUUAUGCGUGGAUCCAUGAAAUGCGGCCUCCUGCAGUGCUGGGGAGGGAAGUUAAGCCAUGCUUGUUGCAUCUGUGUCUCCUGCUGUUGAGCAUGUAGCUUCUUCAGAGGAGCAUGGAGGGACAUCCCAGGGGCUCUCCUGCUUGAGUCUCUCUGGCUCAGUUUAUCUGUAGCCUGGAGUUGCUGAGGCAGGUGAUCCACAAUACCCUGCUGGUCCCAGUACCCUGAGUGCUCUGAUUACAGUAAUGGCCACAUCCACGGGUCAAGGUACAACCUCCUGUUAAAAGCCACCAUUUCCCCUUUAUCUCUGUGCCACGUUAGAAAAGAAUUAUGUUUUUCAAUUUAAAUGAUUGCUUGGUGAAAAUGAGCUAAGAGAAGAAGGGUUUCCUGGGUAGAGAGUAUCUUAAGGCUUCUCUCUAUAAAACCAGAAUUCUGAGAUGAAAUGAUCAAGAGUCCUUUGAGAAUGGCACCCGGGAGAGGUAGGGAGAACAAUUAGAGUCCAUGAGGAUCACUGUCGAGGGGAUGCUAAUUAAAUGUGGGAGCAGAGGAUGCCUGGCUGCACGUGGGGCCCUGCUGCAUAUCUCUGAAGCGUGCUGGCUUCUGUCGUUGCUUACUUCCCUUCGUGCUUGCUGAGCAGAUAUUAAGACUGAAUAACAACUUUGUUUUAAGGUAAUAUAUACUUGGAAACGGCAGGGCUAGCUUUUCUCAUGAUCUUGGGCCAAGAAAGAGUUCUUUGAAAAAGAGAGAAGAAUCAAGAGCUUACUGCUGAGGACCUGUCACUCUGGAGACCCUUGGGGCUCUUCCCGUGCUGGGGCUCCCAGGCACCCUCCCUAUUAGUCUGUUGGUGGCAGCUUCUUUUUAGAACCCCUGCCUUCCUCAGAUGUUGAAUGUGAGUGUCUCAGCACUGCCAGACCUUGUCUGCAAUUCCAUCCUAGUUUUCACACUACAGUAUGCUCUGAAAGGAAGCAUGUUAUAUUUAAGUUUAAACCUAAAUGCAGCAUGUUACUCAACAGCGCAGGCACAUUCUGAGAACUGUGUGGCCGGGUGAUCUCGUCAUAGCAUCACAGAGAGUGCUUACAUACCCUAGGUGGUGUGGCCUCACAGGCAUCAGGCUACAGGGCAUGAGGACGACAUAGAGCCUGCUUCUGUUAGCGCCAAAUACAGAAAAACUUAAGGCUAAAUCUAGCCCAAGAUGUGGUGCAAUCAAAACGCUGCUGCCCACUGACACGGUAGUCUGUUUAACACUAUGUGUGUUUCUUUGGUAAGAAGAUGAAAAAUUAGUGUGGUAAAUACAUAAACCAGAAACAGUUAAUUUUCACUGGAGUGUGUCGUUGUAUGUGGCAUGAAACACCAGUACUCACAUGAGUUAUGUGUUGUGUGGUGACAUCACUAGGUGAUGAAGACUUUGAGCAACUCUUAAUGUGCAGCUUAUUCCUGACUGAAUUAGCAUGAAUUUCAUUUCCUUAUCUAAUGAGUCUUAGUCUUUCUGGGAUAAGCAAAUGUCACAUUGGUUGAGCUGCCUUCUCUGGAAGAGCUGUGUGCUGAAGAUGACUGCCCUGGGAGGAACUGAGGGGAUGGAGAGUUAAGUGUGUCCCUGCAUGGACAUUGGAUGGUACUUUUCGUAGACUUCUUUUGGUUUGGAGUUUGUAUAUAUUGAUUCAUUGACACCACUUGUUGUGGUGAGAGAUGAGAUAUCCACCCCACGUCAACUCCCCCAGGUCCCUGUGGUUGUGAUCUUGGCAAACAGUCAUUAUGUUAAUUGGAUGAGGCCUCCUUUUGGGUAUGAAUAGCCUAAAUUUUAUUCUCUUUAAAAUUUCAAUGCUGCCUGUUUUAAUCAAUAGUUAGUGAUAAACAUAGCAUAAAGAAAUGAAUUCCCUAUCUCUAGCUCAUUUCCAAGUCUCUUGAUGUAUGUGGACCGAAAGUAGUGAUGCUAAAGGCCUGUCUAAAUGGCUCUGUGGCCCCACCUAGAGUGGACAGCAUUGUCUGGUGAGGGCGGAAGACUGCAGAGUGGCCUGACUGAAGCGGCUAUGAGAAGCUCAGAGGGUAAGCAGGACAAGUCACAUGACUUUCCUUAUUUCCAUUAUUCUUGUUUUACACACAAGGAGCCUCGCAAUGUCAAUGAAAAUGGUGGUGGCAACAAGGACACAGUGAUACUUUUCAGUGCUUCGGUGUCAGACAUGAAGACAAGUACUUUAUCUGAUAACAAAUUAUGGGUUACCUAGUUAAUGCCUGCUUUUUUUAAAAAAUUUUUUUAUUAGGUAUUUUCCUCGUUUACAUUUCCAAUGCUAUCCCAAAA